Molecule: messenger RNA, 3219 nt
Organism: Malassezia sympodialis ATCC 42132
Lineage: Eukaryota; Fungi; Basidiomycota; Malasseziomycetes; Malasseziales; Malasseziaceae
Gene: BMS1
Product: GTPase BMS1
Biological process (GO): ribosome biogenesis; endonucleolytic cleavage of tricistronic rRNA transcript (SSU-rRNA, 5.8S rRNA, LSU-rRNA); maturation of SSU-rRNA from tricistronic rRNA transcript (SSU-rRNA, 5.8S rRNA, LSU-rRNA)
Cellular component (GO): 90S preribosome; nucleus
Molecular function (GO): GTP binding; GTPase activity; U3 snoRNA binding
Source: RefSeq, a predicted model, not a curated record
AUGGCGGACGCGGCGCAAGUGCAUCGGGCGCAUCGUCCGGCGCAAGCAGGCCCAAAGUCUGCCAAGGCGAAGGGAAGAGAGCGCCAUGCUGGUGGUUUUAACCCCAAGGCGUAUAUUGCGGCACACCCGUAUGCGGCUGACAAGCAGGUCCGGCGAAAAGCUGAGCUGGACCAGCAGCGCUUGCAUGUGCCGUUAAUGGAUCGUACACCUGAGAAAGAGCCACCACCAGUGAUUGUCGCCGUGGUAGGACCUGAAGGCGUAGGAAAGACGACGUUGAUGCGUAGUCUUAUCCGACGGUACUCAAAACAUACAUUGGCCCAUAUCAAUGGGCCUGUUACGGUGGUCAGUGGCAAAUCGCGCCGUAUUACUUUUAUCGAGUGCAAAUGUGAUAUUAAUUCGAUGAUUGACGUUGGAAAGGUUGCCGAUCUCGUUUUACUGAUGAUCGACGGCAGUUUCGGUUUUGAGAUGGAGACAAUGGAGUUCCUCAAUGUGCUUCAGGCGCAUGGCUUUCCCAAGGUCAUGGGCGUAUUGACGCACCUGGAUCUUAUUAAAAAGGCGCGGACACUUCGCGCAACCAAGAAACGACUGAAGCACCGGUUCUGGACGGAAAUUUACCAAGGCGCUAAGCUAUUCUACCUCUCUGGUAUCAUUAAUGGCCGAUACCCCGACGCCGAAAUUCAGAACCUCUGUCGCUUUAUCAGUGUGAUGAAGUUCCGCCCACUCAUCUUCCGGAACCAGCAUCCAUACUUCUUGGCAGAUCGUAUGGAGGAGCUGACGCCGCGCGACCUUGUGAAAGCGAAUCCGAAAAUGGACCGCACCAUCACUGUGUAUGGCUAUCUGCGCGGCACCCACCUCCGAGUGAGGCAAGCUGUACACAUUCCCGGUGUGGGUGACCUAACCGUGGCCUCAAUCGAGCGUCUCGCUGAUCCCUGCCCACUUCCCACGCAGGAAAGUGAAAAACGCCGGCGUUUGAGCGACAAGCAAAAGCUUAUCCACGCGCCUAUGAGUGAUGUCGGUGGCGUCAUGUUUGACAAAGAUGCUGUGUAUAUCAACGUGCCGGGUCAUUUCUCGAAGCGCGACGGCGAUGGCGACGUGGGCGAGGGCGAGCGCAUGAUAAUGAACUUGCAGGACUCAACGACCACUCUGGGUGACCGCGCUGCCGCAGGGGACUUGCGUCUUUUUGAUGAUUCAGAGUCGGGUGUGUCGAUCAAUAAGCUGCGUCGGCGUGCAGCCUUUGAUGAUGCCAACCAUGAUGAGGGCGGCGAGGACGAGGACGAGGACGACGUGGCGGAGGAUGACGACACCGAUGGCGAAAUUGAAGACGAUUUGGAUGGAUCAGGAGCCUAUGCAAUGGAUCUGGACGACGAGCAGGAAGAAGAAAUUGCCUAUGCGGAUAGCGACUCAGACCUGGGCGACGCGGCGGACUUUGCUCUGUGGAAAACAGAUUUGGCCCAACGUGCUGAAGACACUGUGAUGGCCAACCGUCGUCGUCGUCGCGACCUGAUGCGGCUCGUCUACGAGUCAACACAAUCGCCCGAAGAGAUUGUGCGUGGGGACACAUCGAAUCCAGAGAAGGACGACGAAGACACGCAGGGCAACGACGAAUUUUUCCAUGUGGUUUCAGAGGAGGCAUCUAGCUCUAUGCAGGACGUGCCCGAACAGUUUUAUCCUAUACAAGGGUCUACUGAUCUCGAGAUAUGGAACGAAGACGAGAAGCUCGACUCGAUUCGGUACCGCUUCAUCACUGGCGAGGCUGACGACGUGAAUGAGGAUCCCUCUCAAGGCGAAGAGGGGGUCGAGGCUGCAAACGAGGUGGUGGAGGACGACGAAGAGGCGCGAGCCAAGGCACUUGCAUCGAAAAAAGCAGCCCUCAAGCGCAAGUUUGAUGAGCAAUAUGAUGCCGAAGACGACGAGCAAAACAAUGAUGAUUGGUAUACGGAACAGAAGCGCGAACUGGCGCAUCAGGCAGAGCUUAAUGCGGCCGAGUUUGCCGACCAGGACGAGGAAACACGGGCGAAAAUUGAGGGUUUCCGUCCCGGUACUUAUGUACGUGUUGAGUUGCAGCAGGUGCCCUGCGAGUUUGUGGAGCAUUUCCAUCCCGCCUAUCCGAUUGUGGUGGGCGGUCUGCUGCCUAACGAGACACAAUUUGGCUUUUUGCAGGUGCGCAUUAAAAAACAUCGCUGGUACAAGCGGAUCCUUAAGACCAACGAUCCGUUGAUCUUUAGUCUCGGCUGGCGCCGGUUCCAGUCGAUGCCAAUCUAUACGCUAGACGAUGGCACGCGCAAUCGCAUGUUGAAGUACACGCCCGAGCACAUGCACUGUCUCGCGUCGUUCUACGGGCCAGCGAGCUUGCCAAACACGGGUUUCUGUGCAUUUAACACACUCUCGUCUGAUACGCCCCAGUUCCGCAUCAGUGCCACGGGAGUUGUACUGAAUGUAGAUGCUGGCACAGGUGCCUCACACAAGAUUGUCAAAAAACUUAAGCUGACAGGCACACCGGCCCAGGUUUUCCGGAACACGGCAUUUAUUAAGGAUAUGUUCUCUACGCCGUUAGAGGUGGCCAAAUUUGAAGGUGCUCAGCUCCGCACAGUGUCUGGUAUCCGCGGUCAAGUCAAGAAGGCGUUGGCCAAGCCAGAGGGGCAGUUCCGGGCCACUUUUGAGGACAAGAUCCUCAUGAGCGAUAUUGUCUUUUUGCGUGCAUGGUACAAUAUCGUGCCCCGGCCGUUCUACAACCCUGUGACCUCGUUGUUGAUGCGUGCUGACGAGGCGCGUGAAUGGAAGGGCAUGCGUCUUACGGGUACGGUUCGCAAAGAAGAGGGUUUGAAGACUCCUUUGCGCGUCAACUCGACCUACAAAUCUGUCGAGCGACCGGAAGCACGCAAGUUUAACCCGCUUCGCGUACCUCGUGCGCUUCAGGCAGCGCUUCCGUACAACAGCAAACCGCACGUCACCAAGGCACAACGCAAGCCGACCUAUCUCCAGAAGCGUGCGGUACUUAUGGAGAAGGACGAGCGCGAUGCUGUGGCGCUACUGCAGCAGAUGCAGGCUGUGCAACGCGCCAAGCAGGAGAAGCGUCAGCAAAAGCGACAAGAUCGACUCGACGACAAGGCCAAGACCUUGGCCAAGCAGGAGACAGCCGAUGCGCAGAAGCACAAGGAGCGCAUGAAGGAUAUCUACCGCGUGCAAGGGCAGCGGGCGGCCAAGAAGGCCAAGUCAUAG